Molecule: messenger RNA, 1875 nt
Organism: Fulvia fulva
Lineage: Eukaryota; Fungi; Ascomycota; Dothideomycetes; Mycosphaerellales; Mycosphaerellaceae
Product: Ribosomal lysine N-methyltransferase set10
Exons: 2
Coding region: 1-1875 (624 amino acids)
Biological process (GO): peptidyl-lysine monomethylation
Cellular component (GO): nucleus
Molecular function (GO): protein-lysine N-methyltransferase activity
Source: RefSeq, a predicted model, not a curated record
AUGGCCCCUCCAGAGCGGUUGGAGGCGCUUAAGCUCUGGCUACACCAGAAUGGCGGUUACCUCAAUCCCGAAACACGUCUCGAGCACAGCGACGAAGCCGGCGUGCAUUGUCGCGCUGCAACGGAUCUCGCUCCGCACGCACGCAUAUGCACCGUCCCGCACUCACUGGCGCUGUCCAGUCUCAACGCCCUGGUCGACGAUGUCUUCCCCGUCUUCAAGCAACGCGGCUUGCCCGUCGAGGCCAUCGGCUACUUCUACUUGAUGUACCAGUAUGCGCAUCGCGACACUUCUUUCUGGCAGCCCUAUCUGGACAGUCUGCCACGUCCCGACCAUGAGCAUAGCACGCCCUUCUGGUUCGACUCGCAGGAUCUUGGCUGGCUCGAGGACACCGAUGUCCUGCACACUCUCAAGGCCCGCAGAGAGGUCCACAAAAUCCACUAUGUCGCUGGCAUCAACAUGCUUCAGCAAGCGAACGUCGACAUUGAGCCAUACACAUGGGAUCUCUACAGAUGGUCAAUCACUAUGUACACCUCACGUUCCUUCUCCUCACGCGCACUGCAUUCUGUUGACACCAAAUACUGGGCGGCGUACAAGUCGACGCCAGACGGUCGUACACAAACCGUGCUCCUCGACAUGACGCGCACUUCUGCAGAAGAGCUCGAUUUCCCUGUGCUCUUUCCAGUCAUCGACAUCCCAAACCACGCCCACGAUGCAAUGGUAGAUUGGGCUUUUGAUCCUGCACGCUUUAGUCUGAGUCUCAGGUCUGGUGCCAAAGCCGGUGGUGAGGUGUUCAACAACUACGGUCCCAAAAGUAACGACGAACUCCUUCUGGGCUAUGGAUUCUGCCUUGAAGACAACCCGCACGACAAAGUCCUCCUAACCCUCAAGGCACCUCCCGAAGAAUUGCAAAAAGAGCUUCGCAAAAUCCAGCCAGGCUACUUCGAGGAGAGGCGAGACGACAAGGAUGGCGAAUGGAGCAGUGAAAAGGCCACAUUUGGGCUGCAACAGCCCGUCCAUGACCCCGAAAGACCUGAAGCUGUAUUCGAUCGCCUUCCGGAGCCUUUGCUCGAGCUCAUGAUCUAUAUGCUACGCCACGAGCGCGGCUUAUCAUUCUCCUUCGUGGAGCGCCCGCUCUUCUACCUCACAGCUCCUAAUAGCGCCGGACGGCAAUAUCGGGCGCCGAUCACGAGAAUGAUAGUAACAUCUCUCCUGCCCAAACUUGCAAAGCUCCAAGCCAGCACGCCGCAGAACCCGCCGACCAACAAGAAACAACAACAGGCCAAGAUUUAUCGAGACGGACAGAUGCGGAUAUUGGAGCAUGUUACCGGGGGUCUCAGGAACUAUCUGCGGACUCUUCUUACCUUGACACCCUCGUCCAAUGCAAGUGGGCCCAUGUUGGUGACUAUACAAGGACUUGUAUCAAUCUUGGCCUCCGCGACCGACGAAGGUCCUAAACACGCCGCGGACUUCCUCAACGGCCUAGCCGUGAGCGCAGGCACAUCUGACCUUGAUCAGAUGUGCGAAGCCGGCUGGGAAGACGACGCUUGUGUCUUGUUACUCUGCUUCGUCUUCUCAACCUGCGGCAUCAACGACCACGAAUACCCAGAGUACCUCUGGCGACCUGACGUGGAUGUCGACUAUGAGAACGACCGUUUUGAUGACGAUGAGCUCGAGCAAGGGAGAAGUUCGAUGGAGCUUGUGAAGGCUGCGGCGCAGGAGUGUCCGGGGAGUUUCUGGACGGAUAAGAGGUGGAGUGAGAGGUUUGUUGCUGGUGUUGGUGGGAGGGUGAUGAGGUAUGAGAGUUUUACUAUGAUGGUGCCGACAAGUGAUGAGGGUGGUGAUGCUAGGUUGGUGGUUUAUAUACAUCCGUCGUGA